GCCCAGACAAACGUCCAGUGUAGGCAAAUUCUGUUUGCUCCACUGAAUGCCUGGUGAGAGUUUCUCUGUGUGUCUCUGUUACCCGGGACCCCAGCAGCCUCAGCUAUUCAUCCUCAGAAUUUCAGUGUCUGGAUGGAAUCCAAGUGGGUAGUUAAGGCUCAAGAGUCAUUUUAAGGGGAAAGGGAAUGAAUCAUUCCAAACGACGAGGGAACACAGAUCUAAACCUCAGUGACUAAAAUUACACACCAAAACCAAGAGUUGGACCAGAUCCCCCAUGGCAGGCUUAAAGCUACCUUUCAUAAUGGUUGUCUUCCCAGCUUUGACAAUGUCGUUUUUGAACCUUGGAGAGGAAAUCAAUGAAUCUGUGAUUUGCACCAAGGACUUGAUGGAAGUGGAGAUUCCCAAAUAUUUCUUCUUAACGAGGAUUCCUCCAGUAUAUAUUAGGGAUCUGCAUCUGAAUGAUCCUGAAUGUCAGGGAACAGAGACUGAAGACUUCUACGUGUUCAGUGUAAAAACAAACCUUUCAGACUGUGGCACCCUAACGGACUCUGAUGAUGUGCACAUCGUGUUCAGUAACACAAUACAGAACAAUAACUCUGGCAUUAUCACCAGAACCUACAUCAACCUCACCUUUGCGUGCAGAUACCCACUGAACUACAUUGUGCAGCAGAUCAAUGCGGAUAACAAGAUAAGUGCUGACACCAGAACCAUCACACUGAACACGGAAGAUGGCAACUUCUCUAUUGCAAUGAUGCUUUUUAAAGAUGAAAAUUAUACGGAUAAGUGGACCAGUGUUCCUUUUCUGAGUCUGGAAGAUAACAUCUAUGUGAAAGUCACCAUGAUACCAACUCACUUAUCUGUGCGCCUGGAGAAGUGCUGGGCAACGCCAACCAAUGAGCCUCAUCAUAACACUCAGUAUGUCUUCAUUAAAAACAGCUGCCCAGAGGUAACAACUGAACACACCUUAUCGGUGAAAGCAAAUGGACAAGGUUCGGAGGCCAGAUUUCGGAUUCAAAUGUUUAAGUUUGUGGGGAACUCCUACAAUGAUAUCUUCCUGCACUGCCAUGUUCAAAUAUGUCACAGUGCAGUUGUCCAAUGCAAGCCUAAUUGCAGCAGUUUUGAUGAGGUAGCAAGAGCACGAAGGGAGCUUGCCUCAUUACACAUUGUUUCUUAUGGACCAAUCAGUCGAAAAUCAUCCAAUACAAAAUCAGCGAACCCAGGAGCAGUAUAUCUCCCCCAUGUUGAAACUUGCAUCUUGACUGGAGUGCUACUGGUAGCGCUGAUAACAUCGGCUGUGCUGUACAAACUCUGGCUGCGGACAGAACGUUCAAACCCCGCAACCCGUGUGCAACUAACUCUGGCAAACUUCUCUCAUUCUGAGCCAGCAUCUUGAACAAUGUUCCUCACAACUUCCAAUUACUCCUCGUAUGCCAUCCUCAUCUUAGUCCAUGGUCCUGCAGAAAACAUAACUCUCUUCUGAGUUCAUCCUAAUUCAGUAUCAUCUCACCAUCCUAUUUUAACUCACCUCUUUCUUCCUCUUUGGUCUGUGUGGAAUUACGCAGUUUGGAAACAGACCCAUCAAGCACCCAUUUAUAUCAACCCUACACUGAUCCCAUUCCUUACUCUUCACUUUCCCAUCAACUCCCCCCCCCCCCCCCAGUUUCUGCCACUCAUCUACAUGUUCUGGGGCAGCUAAUUAACCUACUAACACGCAUGUCUUUGGGGUGUGGGAGGAAACCAAAGCUUUGGGUGGAAAUCCAUGCAGAGAAUAUGCAAAGUCUACACAGAUAGUACAAGAGUCACUCAAGCUAUAAGGAAGCAGCACUACUGGCUUACCCUACCCAUAAACCAUUAAACACAGUUCUCUUUAUUACCAUCGCAUCCCAAUAUUCUACUGACCAGCAACCUCAGUCUUACAGAAUAUCAUACAUUUUCAUUCCCAUAUGUUUUCUUCUGGUACCCAAAAUUUAUUGAGUACAGUAAACCCUUGCAAUAACGGUGGGGGAGGGGGGGCAGGAUGGUGUCUGUUAUUGCUGAUUGUCUGCUAUAACUGACUGAGGGAGGGGGGUAAGGUUGUAAAUUUUAACCCAAGGCUGUCAGGAAAUAAACACUAUGCUGGGGAGGGGGGUGGGAGGAGAUGGUUAAACUUGUGGGAAUUCAUAGGCUGGGGAGCCACAGAGGACUCAGCCCCUCACAUGAUGCGCCAGGGACAGGGCUGGUACACACACCGCUUUCAUGCUGCCUGCUCUCUCUGCUCCUGAAAUCGGAAGCAUGCCACGUGGCGCCACCUCAUUAAGUAACUGACAGAAGUGGGGGAACGGUGCAACGGGAGGCUGGGUCCGCUACAAUCAAAAUCCGCUAUAUAGAGGUCCGUAUUUGCGAGGGUUUACUGUACAUGUCUUCAGUAAGAAGGUUAUGAUAAAAAUGAAUCUAAAGGUGUACCAAGUUCUUCCUUCAGUUCCUUGUUGGGCAGAGCCCUCUGGAAUAGUUUUUGUAAGGAAUUGUAAGGAAUGCACAAAUAUUACUGCUAAAACGCUUAAAAUGAUGUAAAAGAAUCUGAAAUAAAUGAAGCAUAGAAAAUGUAUUAAAUGCUUAAAAAUUAAAAUGA
Molecule: messenger RNA, 2608 nt
Organism: Amblyraja radiata (thorny skate)
Lineage: Eukaryota; Metazoa; Chordata; Chondrichthyes; Rajiformes; Rajidae
Product: pancreatic secretory granule membrane major glycoprotein GP2
Exons: 9
Coding region: 275-1393 (372 amino acids)
Source: RefSeq, a predicted model, not a curated record